This is a messenger RNA of Diabrotica virgifera virgifera (western corn rootworm), 709 nucleotides long. Its product is annotated as translocator protein. Lineage: Eukaryota; Metazoa; Arthropoda; Insecta; Coleoptera; Chrysomelidae. The transcript has 3 exons. Bases 94 to 501 code for a protein of 135 amino acids. The record is from RefSeq and is a predicted model, not a curated record. Gene Ontology annotation, cellular component: mitochondrial outer membrane.
AUCCUAGAGAUAAGUUUCCUUUUAAAAUAAAUUUAUAGUUAUUUAAAAUUUUGCUUAGUAACGACCCAUAUUAUCAACUUUUAUGAACAAGCCAUGGCGCAAAUUUUAGCUCUCUUAAUGUUCACAAUUUUGCCCAAUAUUGGGGGAAUAGCUGGUUCAUUUAUUGUAAAAAAUAAUAUGAAGUCAUGGUAUGACACCUUAAAGAAACCGAAUCUUAGGCCACCUAAAUGGGCCUUCGCUCCAGUCUGGACAUCUUUAUAUUGCUUGAUGGGAUAUGCAUCAUAUUUGGUUUACGAAAGUGGAAAUGGAUUGAAUGGUGUUACAGCAAUUUCUUUAUCUGUAUAUGGUAUAAAUAUUAUAGCUAAUUGGCUGUGGACUCCAAUUUUUUUCGGAAAAAAGGAUAUAAAACUGGCGUUCUAUGACAUCUUGUUAGUCGAUGUAACAGCCAUAGGAUCAGCUUUCCUUUUCUAUGGAAUUAUCCGAUUGCUGGAUACCUCAUGAUACCUUAUUGUUUAUGGCAAGGUGUUGCUACUCUACUGAAUUAUAGUAUUUGGUUGUUAAAUCCUUCUACUACUGCUUCUACGACUGCUUCAAUAAGAAAACAUAAGAAACCAAAAAAAUCUGCUUAAUGAUAUUGUUGUAUGUUGACACACAUAGAAUAUUAUAUUUGUCUACCAAACAGAUUAAACUAAUAAAGACCUUUGUUUUA